Molecule: messenger RNA, 2355 nt
Organism: Durusdinium trenchii
Lineage: Eukaryota; Dinophyceae; Suessiales; Symbiodiniaceae
Source: the annotation of a GenBank genome assembly
AUGCAGCUGGGUAUGGCACAUCGUGGUCGGCUGAAUGUCCUGGUGAACUUCAUGGGUAAACGUGUGUGGGAAGUUUGCAGCGAGUUUGGCGAGCAGAACGACUUCUUGGGCGAUCUCAAGUAUCACCUGGGAACUCGUGGAACUUGUCGCCCUUGUUCUGGUUCCGUCAACGUGACCUUGGCUCCGAAUCCCUCGCACUUGGAGGCCGUGGAUCCUGUGGUGCUUGGAAUGACGCGAGCCAAGCAGGACUACAUGGGCGACCAUGAUAUGCGGCGCGUGAUGGGUGUUUUGAUCCAUGGGGAUGCCGCCUUCUGUGGACAGGGCAUUUUGUCGGAGUGCUUGCAGCUCACCGACCUACCAGCGUACACGACGGGUGGCACCGUGCACUUUGUGAUCAACAAUAUGGUGGGCUUCACCACUGAUCCCCGGGCCGCCCGCUCCUCCUAUCACUGCACCAACGUGGCGAAGGUCAACGAUGCACCCAUCCUGCACGUGAACGCCGACGACGUCGAUGCGGUGCUCUUCGCAGCCAAACUAGCGGCAGAGUACCGUCAGACCUUCCGGAAGGACGUGGUGGUGGACUUGGUUUGCUACCGCCGAGAGGGGCACAGCGAGGUGGAAGAUGCUUCACUGACCCAGCCAUUGUCACAGGAGCGCAUGAGACAACAUCCUCCGGCAUCCCAACAGUACAGCGAGCUACUCGUGGAGGCUGGUGUGGUGAGUGAGGAGGAGAUCGAAUUGGAGGUCUCUCAAAUUUACGAAGAGUUUGAGGCGGAGCAUCUCUACUCACAGCUUCAAGGCUCCAGCCUGCAAGAUUGGCGAGUGCGAACUCAGCAGGACACGCGGCCGGUGAACUUGACUGGCCUGCCUUUGUCGUGGCUCAAGAUGAUCGGGGAGGCCGCUUGCCGCAUCCCAGAGCAUGUGAAUGCGCACCCCACGGUGACGAAGCUGCUGCAGGGAAGGAGGGCACAACUCCAGCAAGGUCGCAUUGAUUGGCCUUUGGCAGAGACACUCGCCAUUGGCUCGCUGAUCCUGAGAUUUGACCCGGAAAGACACGAGGCCUUGAACACGGGGCUGCUGAUGGAUCGUUCGGAGCUGCAGUAUGUGGUGCAUCCACCGUGUCACGUGCGACUUUCCGGUCAAGAUGUUGAACGUGGCACCUUCAAUCAGCGGCAUAGUAUCAUCCACGACCAAGAUUCUGCCAUCCCCCACAGCCCGCUGAGUGACUUGGGCUUGGGCGAGCAGUCGCAAGCGGUAGUGUGCAAUUCCUCACUCUCGGAACUUGCCAUCCUGGGCUUCGAGUACGGCUACUCCCUCGAGGAGGGCGCUGGCUUGGCAUUGACAAUGUGGGAGGCUCAGUUCGGCGACUUUGCCAAUUGCGCCCAGCCCAUCAUUGACAACUUCAUUGCCAGCGGGGAGCAGAAGUGGGGUAGCCUGAGCAAUCUGGUGAUGCUGCUCCCGCAUGGUCUGGAAGGGCAGGGCCCGGAGCAUUCCUCUGCGCGCCCCGAGCGCUUCCUGCAGCUGGUGGAUGAGGAUGCCGAUAUGCUGUGGCCUGCGAAGGACAAGGCUCUUGAAGACGAAAAGAAGCGCGAAGCUCGAGCCGUGGUCUACGACGUCCUUGAAGCCAUUGAAUUGGAGGAUGAAGCCGCUGUAGAGCAAGGUGUCCAUCGAUUGGCACUACUGCAGGAGAGCUUCGAUUAUUGCAGGAACAUCAUGGUCGUGUACAUCACCACUCCGGCCAACCUUUUCCACGUCUUGCGGCGGCAAGUGCACCGAAGCUUCGCCAAACCUUUGGUUGUGAUGACGGCCAAGUACCUGUUGCACCACAGGCCCUGUCGCUCACCUUUGGAGCACAUGAUGUCCGGCACUCGCUUCCAGCGUUUGAUUCAGGAAGGGGGCGACGGCGACAACAUGUGCUCGAGCGCAUCCAAAGCUGAUCAGAGGAAUUGCAAGCGGGUGAUCUUUUGUAGCGGCAAGGUCUUCUAUGAGCUACAUCAUGGAAGGGCGACGAGAGGUUUAGAAGGUGCUGUAGUGCUACACCGUUUGGAGCAGCUGGCACCCUUUCCUGCGAUGAGCGUGGCCGUGGUUUGCAGCCAAUAUCCUCAGGCAGAGCUUUGCUGGGUUCAGGAGACUUGCAGUUUUUCUUGCGUCUUCGUCCCCUGGUCUGCGCGCGAUACGUGCAGGGCUGGAUUGAUGGGAAUGGGGUCAUGCACCCGCCUGGAGGGGAGAAGCAGGUCCAGGACGCGUGCAGGAUGGAGGGUGCAGGCUGCGAGGCAGAGACAGCAGAUAGUGGACGCGGUUGCCUUCAACAUGAGCGAGGGAUUCAGGAUGUACAUGGAAUUCCAACAGCGAUGA